GAGGGAGGGAGCGCGGAAAGUUUGCUGCGGAGUCCGCGGGCGGCGGCGGCGAUGCCGAUGCCCGUGCUGCGCGGAGCGCUGGGGCUGGGCGGGCGCCGCCGGCCUUAGGGGCAGCGAGAGCGGCGCGGGGCCCGGCAGCGGGGGCCCGGCAGCGAGCCCCCGGCCCGUCCUGUCCUCCCCUCCCCUCUCCUCCGGGCGGCGAGGAGGAAGCGCCCCGGGCAGGGACGGGAAAGCGGCGCCGGCCGGAGCGCGGGGAGGGGGAGCGGCACCGCGGGGACAGCCGCCGCCGGCAGAGCCCGGGGGGAAAGAUGAGCUUGUUGUCAGCCAUCGACACCAGCGCCGCGUCCGUCUACCAGCCCGCCCAGCUCCUCAACUGGGUCUAUCUCUCGCUGCAAGACACGCACCAGGCCAGCGCCUUCGAUGCCUUCAGACCCGAGCCCUCCUCGUCCCAGCACCCCGACCUCGGCUACACCAAGAGCACCCCGGAGCUGGGCUCCUCGCUCAGCUCCAGCUAUCUCAACAGCUUCUUCCAGCUCCAGCGGAGCGAGGCUCUGAGCAGCAGUCUGUACAAGAGUGCAUCACCUUAUGGCUCUCUCAAUAACAUUGUGGAUGGGUUAAGCUCCCUCACUGAGCAUUUCUCUGACCUAUCCCUUUCUUCAGAAGCCAGAAAACCCAGCAAGAGGCCACCUCCUAAUUACCUGUGCCACCUCUGCUUUAACAAGGGACACUACAUCAAAGACUGCCCACAGGCUCGUCCAAAAGGAGAAGGCCUGACUCCAUACCAGGGCAAGAAACGCUGCUUCGGUGAAUAUAAGUGCCCCAAAUGCAAGAGAAAAUGGAUGAGUGGAAACUCCUGGGCUAACAUGGGACAAGAAUGUAUCAAGUGCCACAUUAAUGUUUAUCCUCACAAACAGAGACCCCUGGAAAAGCCGGACGGCCUGGAUGUUUCAGAUCAGAGCAAAGAACACCCCCAGCAUCUGUGUGAGAAGUGCAAAGUUUUGGGCUACUACUGCCGCCGUGUGCAAUAAACCUUCGAAGUGGCCUCUUCCUGUCCCCAUCAUCCUUAAAGAUCCUCUGGCAGCAUGUGAUCAACAGCACAGCAAAUCAAGAUAAAAGCUAAAAUAAUUGCCAAUAUUGCCUAUCUAAUAAUAUGCCUUACCUUUAAUAGAAUGUAACAUUUCUCCUGUGCAUGCACACACAUGCACCAGGGAUUUACAGGACUAUGAUUUAUAUACAUACAUAUAUAUGUAAAUUUAUAUAUAUAUAUGUACACACACAUACAGAAAGCGUUACUGAUAGCGUUCACAACAGAACCGUGGUUGCAGGUUCUGCUGAUUGUUUACACAGACCCUAUAUCAUGGCCAGGUGAAAUGAAGUACUAUUCAAUAGGCAAGGUAUAAUAUACACAAAGAAUAUAUUUUAUAUGUAUGGCUUUUGCAGAGGUUAAAUAACUGUGGGGCCACUAAUUGCAAGCAUCCACCCACAACAUGAACGUUAUUCCUAUUAUAUGACAAGACAAAGGAAGAUGAAACAAGCCACAGCGUAAAAGAAGGUAAAUUAUUGUUUUCCCAGUUUUAGAAAGUCUAAGAGUUUUGUGCUGCUGAUUUCUUGGACUUUCUCUGUUUGUUACCAUCACUUGGACAGGGUUUAGGCAAAAUCAUUUUUGCAGAAUGUGGCAAAAAAAAAGUGAAUAAUUGUUUGAGGGUGUGGGUUCAGUAGAAAGGGAAUGCCAUAAUGGGACCCAGAGCAUCAGGAAGGAUUCCAAGAGGUUUUCGGAGGAGACAAAACUGGCUUGCUUGUGCAACUAACAGAUCCUUCUCUUGUCAUAUAAUCCCACUGAAAUGGUCCCUGUAUGUGUAUGGGUUGUUCAUUAGGCCACAAGCACAUUAAAUUUACUGUGAAUAAGGGGGGAUAAGAAUACUUAAAACUGUCCCCAAAACCCGUCAUUGAAAGAUUAGCCAAACUUACUAUUUAUAAUAGUUUUAAAGCCACUUUCUGGAAAUAUUUUUAUGUCCUGUUUUCUACUGUACAAAUUUGUUAUAUAAUAUAAAACUUGUUAGCCAUAGGGGUGUUUUGAGGCAUGGAGAACUCUCUGUAUAAUCUUCCCUCUUUGUCUUCCUGAAGCACCUGCAUACCUGAGGAGAAAUGUAGGAGUUGUAUUUCAUUGUCCCAUUUCAGGUAAAACUUUGUGCAGGGGCAUCCUGCUGCAAAGACAUAUCUCAUCAGGGAUUGGGAAAUAUCAUGAACUCAGAGUACCUCGAGACAGUACCCUGUUUGGAUGUCUGCAUAGAAGUACAUUGGCAAAAAGGACACAAGCAAUUCACUUGCAGCAUUCGCUAAAAAAAUUACAGGGAUAAUGUUUCUUUGAGAUUUUUUUUUUUAAUCAACAAUUUCUAUUUUUAUGAAGUUUCCUUUAGAGGGAUUGAUCUGUGUGAAUGAUAUGUAGUGGAAAUACUUUAAAUCCUAAAUAACUUGAUGCGAGUUAAAUUUGUUUUGAGGAUUAAUUCCAUAACGCUAAGACAGAAUGGGGUUUAAUGCCAAGCAAUAGCAGGAUGUUACCAGUAUGUACAGUCAAGUUUUUGUAAAGCAAAUUGAAAACUUACAGUGAGCAUUCAUAUAGGAAAUGUGAAGCUCUUUACAAAUUUGCUCUAGGGUGAAACUUCCACCAUUUCCCUGCUUUGCUAUAAGCAGUGUAAAAUUGUUUCUGCUUAUUCUGGUUGUAGUGUCAUGUACAUAUCUUGCAAACUUCAUUAUUUAUGGGUAGCCCAGGUGACCCAGCCAACCGGUUGAGCAAUGGAUAAACAUUGGGACUCCUGGCUUUUGACCACAGCUCUUCCAUUAGCUCCCUGAUUUUGGGCAAGUCACAAGAUCGUUCUGAAUCUCAGUUUCCCCAACUGCAAAAUGGGGAUAAUAAUACUUCAGUAUACCUACCUCACAGGAGAGUUGUGAGGCUUACUUAGUAUAAGUGUUUUGACAUCACUGGAUGAGAAGUGCUAAGUAAUGCUGAAAUAGCAUUAACUACAUUGAUCACUUCAAAACUAGUUUUGCCCAGUUGGCAAUUCCAUCAACUAAAAUAGUUGAAAAUAAUAUUAUUGAAAGUUAACACUAAUAACAGUUCAGUUGCCUCAAUGAAGAUAUGCAGUCUUAACAUUUUCAAAUGGAAACACAUUCUUCUGCACAACUCUGAAAUUACCUUAGAGACAAAUUCUCUAAACAAAAAACUAAUCUGCCCAUACAAAUAAGAAUAAGAAAAAUACACAGGCAAAUCUAGGGGUGGAUUUUCAAAGCUUGAUCUCUAGUAUUAAUCUCAAUAGUUUGUUUCAGGCAUGAGUAAUUUUGAAAGAGCCACAUACUAAACCAGAUCUAUUUUUAACUCCUGAACACUUAAUAGUACAUAAAAAAAAAAAAAAAAAAAUCACCUUGAUGCUUCACAUCCAGCUAAAGGACAUGUAGAGAAACCCUCUUAGAUGAAGGUAAGGGACAAUGUUAUUUUAUUUGCUCCCUGAAACAAAGAAACUGCUAUCAACCAUUUUUUGUUGUGUCAAAAUAAUUUCUAUUUUAUGAUAACCACUAGAUCAGUAAAAUAGCUCAUCCCUUGAUAUAGCUACAUCAAUAUACAGCACACCACCGGGUUCUGAGCAAAGGCCAAUUACAAGAUAUUAUCAUAUGCAAUUGUUGCUAUUCUCAUGACAAUGCCCUGUUAAAAACUGUUUCUCCAGAUUCAACACUGCAUGGCAAUGCCUUUAGCUUAUGGAUUUUUAGGUUGUACUAAAAAUACACGCGAUUGACUUUACCACAGUUAAUGUCUAUAGGUGUAGUAUAAUAAUUCUUAAGAGCAUACUUACGAGUUCAAUAUUUGUAUCACUGAUACUUUCCUAGGCAGCAGACAUAUAAAGUAUUUAAGUAAUAGUUAGCAUAUUUGCAGUAAAGAGGAGAACUGGUUUUCCCCUGCACUCACGCAGGGUAAAAGCAGAUAAAGACCAAAAUGGGCAAAGCAAGAAGCAACAUUGCCGUAGGUUGUACUGCCUGACUCAGAGACCGCAGAUCCAUCCCGGUGCAGGGCACGGGUGCGAUCAGGCCCUGGGCACCCCAGGAACGGGAGCAGCCUGCUUUCCUUGCCACCCCUGCCGAAAGCGGGGUGAGGAGGGACAGCGGCCGGGGCUCCCCGGGGGGAGACCACAACCCUCUCUUCCCCGCAGCCGUGGGACUGAACGGCCACUUCCCCCCAGCCCUGUGGGGCAGCCCCUUGUUUUCUGUCCUCGCCACACAGGGCUGAAACCUCAUCGCCCUAGAGAGGUGGCACCUGGGGAAGGCAGCAGCGCCCAGCUCGCAUGGGGGGAGCCUUCCCCUGUCCCUCCCUGCAUGAGGCUGGUUCCUAGGAUUGUAGCAUUUGGCCCUGGGCAUUUGCUCCACACUCAUCCGUAUAGAGUUUGUGGGUUGCUGGCAAAACACAUCCACAUAGGUAAUGUACAAUAGCUUAUGACCAUUGGCUUUGAGUUAGUGGCACAGAAAGGAAAUUACUGAAGUUUGAUUUUAAAAAAGAAAAAAAAAAAAAAUUGAUCACAAAAUGCAGAUUUUUUUUCUCUUCCCCUGCCCCCCCAAGCAGGUAAUUCAUCUAUAGACCUAACUCUUUCCAGAUUGGAAAAACCUUAAAAAAAAAAAAAAAAAAAAAAAAUCAGAUUUUUGAAAAGAAACUGGAUGAGUUGAUUUACCUCUUAGAUUUUUCUGAAUGCUUUCUGAUGUUCUCUGUAACCAACUCUGCAUUUAGAACAUCAGCUCAUAAUCUUUGAAGGAAUUUUUAGACCGUCUUACCAGAAGCAAAGCAAGCAUCACUAAAAAGAGUUUAAAUAAAUACAGGCCUCCUAAACUGAGUAUUCUGUAGAGGAGUACCCGAAAGAAAUUUGGCUCUGUGCUUUUAUUUGGCAAACUGGGCUUUUAACAUCAGAUGCUUGCUGUUGCCUGACUACCAAUUCAUCCAGCACACACUUGGUUUUUUUCUUCUUUUCCCCCAUCUUUAGAGAUUUUUAAACUUUCUUUUAUUUCUUAAAAAAAAAAAAAAAAAACCAACCAAACAAACAACUAAACACAUUUUGUUUCCUCAGUCGGUCAGAGCAUUUCACAUGGAAUUUGUCCUUAACAUUGGCACUGCUCUAGGGAAAAGUAUCAGUGAUUUGAAAGGCAUGAUGUAGGUUUUUAGCUGCUUUAUCUUGAUGCAGCUCCUAUGAAGUUGUUACAAAUACUUCAUUUAAUGGUGAUGAAGAAAAAUCCCUGUAGAUUAAACUACGUCCCCAAUUUAGCCAGUUUCUACUGCUGCUACCACAGACAUAAAACAAUGCCACACAAGCAAAAUUUGAGGCCUUUUUGUCUCAAAGUUGCUUUUUAAUUUCAGAUAAAUACACAAGAGUAUAUAUUAUUUCUGAAAAUAGGUGUAUUUUGAAGUUCCCCAUUAUAUGGGACUUAGUUUGUAAACUAAAAAUGUGAAGUUAUGUGUGUCUGAGAGAAGCCUUAUACCAAGAAGUAUUCUCUAUAUUUUACCUUUUUGUAUAAGGUAAAAUUUAGAUUAUACAUGGAUCGCAUACCUGUGACGCUCUAGCAGUUAUUCCAAAAAUAAAAGUACUUAAAACAUUAAAAGUUAAGAGCUUUUGAAAGUGUCAGACUUCAUAGAUUAGUUCUCUUUGUCCUGCAAUCACACUGAAUUUAUUUUUAUCCUAGUAUGGAUCCUAAGAGUUGUCUACUGAACAGUAUGCAAUAAAUCAUCAACAUGUGUUUUUCAAGUUAAGUAAAUUGACAUAUAUUUUCCACUUGCCUUUACCAACAUAUUUUAAAAUGUGAUGGAACUAUUCCCAUACAAAAAUCAUUCUUAAGCUAUCACUCCACUCCUGAUUGGGCUUCAACCCAUAACUCUUUCCUAUCUGCAAAACCACUGCUGUCCAUUCAGUUUGCUACAUUGCUGAAGUGCUCAGAGGGCUGUUGGAGAUCUUAGAUAUAGGGAUGAUGGUUUGUGUUUCUAGGAUGAAUUUCAAAGGGACAAUCGUGUGCAGUUACUAGCUAUAGAUGAUUGAUAUAAAUGUUUACCCCUGUAUGAAGUAUUUUACAGUUUUACUUGCAGAUGUGUAUUUAUCUUGAGUUAUACUUGACAUAGAGUUUCUUUCAAUUUUUUUUUUAAUACUAUGUGUGUAUUUUGGAAACCUUUUUAGAUGUUAAAAUUUUUGAAUGGUUACAAAUAUUUCUUGUAAUACUGAAUUGUUAUCUGGAAACUCUUUGCAGUAACUUUUUUGUAUAUAUUUGAGGGCCUUUUAAAAAAAAAAAAGUAUUGUUCGUUUUUUUGGGGGAAAAGUUUUUACAAUUUGGAAGCUUUCAAAAGGGCCUUCCUCUCAACUAGGAUACUAACAGAGGUAAGAGUUUUCUUAAGUAUUUUACAGAACUAAGGAUGUAUCCUCAAGAAAAUAUUUAUGGAAGUAAUUUACUUUUUUUUUUUUUUUUUACAAUGCUUUUGUCUGUAUAAAGUAUGCAACAGAACUACAUUAAGAAGGAAAUAUUGUCUACAUAAAAUAUUAUAUGAAAGUUGGUACAUAAUUCUGACAAAAAAACCUUGCAAUUCUUUAAGCCAUAUUGUUUUUGUUAUCCUUGGAUGAAAAUAUCAGUAUUAAGUAACCAAUAUAUUAUUCAAGUGCUUAGACUUAUAUGAAAUUGCUUACACAGUUUAUUUAUGUGUAUUUGGGGAAGGAUUGCUAGAAAAAGCUAUCACUAGACAUAUAGCAAGUGAGGAGCAAAUAACAGUAUAAUGUCACUUUAUGGCCUUGUGAGAGACACGGAAGAUGCUGAAAGCACCGUAGAGACUCGGCUUUCAGAAACUCCGAAGCACAAGCGUUGGGUUUCAAAUGGUGGUUCUUUCCCAUAACCAGAUGGGGAAAGAGCUGGUUGAGACACUGUUUGACAACUCGACUUUCACAACUCUUUGCAGACUGUGAGCUCAGCUAUGCAUUAUUGGCUACAGCAAUAAUAUCAAUCAAAGGAUGUAAGAGAAAAGGAUUGAAGUAGAUUAUUGUAGGGGGUUAUGUUUAUUUUAAUUAGAACUCAUAGCAAUAUAGAAUAUGCAUGUGCACGUAUUUGAAGCAUUUUUACACUUUACAUUUCAUGUAGUUUGAUUAUAUUAUGAAGGAUUGGGUUUUUAGUUUGAUAUUUUACCAUGCUAAAAUGGGAGGUCUACCCAACCCUAUACUGGAUUCUUGUUUCCUUUAAAAGGUUAUUUAGUACAGCACCCACUGCGUUGUGUACUAGUGCUAAAACUAACACUGUAUGUUAUGAGUUUCUUCAGCUUUAUAAAAAUUAACCUAAUUGUUAUUACAUUUGUUUAGCUGUACCCACUGACCUUGUCAGAUUCAGUUGGUGAUUUGUAUAAUUUCUUUUUCUGUAACUGUUAAUAAACUUGUACAGCUAAAACAAACAAACAAAACCUAUGGACAAAGGCCUCAGAGGUACCAGUUCUGCUUCAGCAAUCAAGAUGACAGCUUGCUCAUCUGGUGACUAUGUUGCUAAAGAGACUGUAAAAACCUCUGUUGUGGAUUGUCCAUAAAAUGGCAUUCCGACAUGUGCCUUAUUUGCUGGAUAGUAUACAGCUUUCUUCUAGUAUUCUAGCAUUUUAAUGCUGUAUUAAAGUACUGCAAAAAACA
This is a messenger RNA of Tyto alba (common barn owl), 7673 nucleotides long. RefSeq names its product zinc finger CCHC-type containing 24 (gene ZCCHC24). Bases 309 to 1028 code for a protein of 239 amino acids. The transcript has 4 exons. The record is from RefSeq and is a predicted model, not a curated record. Gene Ontology annotation, molecular function: zinc ion binding; nucleic acid binding. NCBI's taxonomy places the organism in Eukaryota, Metazoa, Chordata, Aves, Strigiformes, Tytonidae.